AUAUACAUAUAUACUACGUAAUACACCCUGCCCUGUAUAAGGUUUUGUGUAACAUGGCACCAAUCAGAGCUCGUGAUUUUUCCAUUUAAAACUGAAAAUUGUUAAGGUGGUAAUUUGUCGUCGUCAAUAAACGACUGUCCAAUUACUUCUAAUUCGAGUGGAAACAUUCUGAAGAAAAUUUGACUUUACAAAGAUUCGUCAUGUUUUAUAAUUAUCAAAUGUGAAUCAAUCUCUUUUCAAAAUGGCAGAAAAUCUUUCGAAACGGCCUCCUAAGGGAAUUUUAAAAUCAUCUAGCAGCUUCGAUAAUCCAGAUAUACCCAGACCAAGCAAAGAAACAAAAUGGGAUGAAAUGAAUAUAAUUGCAACAUUACACCCAGCAGAAAAAGAUUAUGGUCAUAUGAAGAUUGAUGAACCAAAAACCCCAUACAACUAUGAAGGCCUGCAAGCUGAAUUUCAAUUUGAUCAAUUAGAUUCUACUGCAGUUGCUACCAAAUUGGCAGAAGGCAGUAAACCAAAAAUAUUUGAAGAAUCAAGUGAAGAUGAAGAUGAAAAAGAAACCGUUGAAGAAAGAGAAAAACGUAAAGCAUUUGAAGCAAAGAGAAAGCGUCAUUAUCAAGAAUGGCAAGUAGUUCAAAUGGCACGAAAACAAUUACUUGAACAAGAUGAAGAUGAAGAUGAGGAGGACAAUGAAGAAAAUGAAGAGCAUGAAGAAGACAUAGAAAAAGAUGACAAUAAUUCUCUUCAUCCUGAAGAACAUGAUUUUGAUCUUAAAUUCAAGUGCAUGCCAUCUUGCAAUAUAACAAAAGGAAAGUGAUAUGGCGAUGGACAUUAAUAAAUAAUAUUAUAAAUUACUUCAUUAGAAUUUAGAGUUCAAUUCUCUGAAAAUUUUAGUUCAUGUUAAAUUUAUUUACUAUUAUACAACUGACAAAUGCAAUAAAUUACAAUGUCCGUUUUA
Molecule: messenger RNA, 955 nt
Organism: Bombus terrestris (buff-tailed bumblebee)
Lineage: Eukaryota; Metazoa; Arthropoda; Insecta; Hymenoptera; Apidae
Product: protein phosphatase inhibitor 2
Exons: 4
Coding region: 242-814 (190 amino acids)
Biological process (GO): regulation of signal transduction
Molecular function (GO): protein phosphatase inhibitor activity
Source: RefSeq, a predicted model, not a curated record